Messenger RNA from Chara braunii, 2192 nucleotides. NCBI's taxonomy places the organism in Eukaryota, Viridiplantae, Streptophyta, Charophyceae, Charales, Characeae. The record is from the annotation of a GenBank genome assembly.
AGAAGAAGGGGAACGGAGGUGGGCUAAAAGGUUAACACAGCAGAGUAGGGAGGCGAAGGGGCAGGUUGGCUGGGAAAGAUAGGCAGACAGCAGGGUGUAGGGUUUAAGGAUUUUGUGGCGCCCAGGUGCAACAUGAGGGUCCAGAAUAUCGUGCAGGACAACGAAAUAAAGUGCCAAGCAUUUAAGGACACAUACCUGGCAUAUGAGUAUCUAUGGAAGAACGACCUUCAGGCUAGCCUAGCAGAGUUUCUGGAUUCAGGCCCUGGAGAAGAAGGGAAGAAAGAGGAGCCUGGCCUGGAAAAGUUUGAUGAACAGAUCUCUAAAUACAAGGCUGUUCAAGAACAAAUCCAGCAGCUUCCUGCUUCCGUGACGAUUGGUUGGGUGCGAAUAGAUGCCAAGCCUAUCAAGCAAGCCCUAAGUACUUGGGUCACCAAAUGGGUGUUCUUGUUCACGCAUCAUCUCUCCAACAGAGUGGCUGCUGGAAUGGAGGAACUACACAAUUUCAUUAGUGAAAGUGAGAAGCUGCUGGAGAGAGAGAUGGAGCCCAAUGAGCUGUAUAAGGUUAUGGCAAUUGUCCGUGACAUCCGUGCUCGCACACCAGUGACUGAUGCGAUGUUUGAGCCUGUACGCCAGACAGUGCAGCUCCUGAGGAAGUAUGGAAUCUCACCUAGUGAAACUGCUACAAAGAAACUAGAAGACGCUCCUAUGGCAUGGGCAAGCCUAAAAAAAAUGAUGUUAAAUACAAGAGAGAAACUGUCAGGGGUACAGCAGACAGAAGCAGCUAAUAUUCGGUCAACAAGUGAUAAUUUCAAGGGAAAAGUGGAUGCCUUCCGAAAGCUAUUUCAGAAGAAAGCGCCAUUUACAAUUACAGGAGACUCUCUUAACUUGGAGCAAGUUUCACAGGCAUAUGAAGUGAUUGACGCAUUUCACCACGGACCUGCUAAUGCUGUCUAUAAGUUCGGAUCUCUAGUCAGUGUCAUGAAGGAAGCUGCGGAUCUGACUGAGGCACAAGACCUUUUUGAGCUUGUGGUUGUUGAAUACAAAGAUCUUCAAAAAUGUCAGGAAGAACUUGUACUGCUGAAACAGCUAUGGGACAUGGCAGGGGUGGUGAUGUACACCUUUGACAGUUGGAAAAAGACUCCGUGGGAUAAGAUCGAUGUCGACUUUUUCUUAGAUGAAACCAAGAAGCUGGCACGAGACGUAAAGAAUCUGAACAAGCAAGUCCGUGCAUGGGAUAUGUACAAGCUUCUGGAAGAUGAGGUCAGGGCAUUGUUAACAUCACUCCCUCUUGUGGCUGAUCUCCAUCACCCAUCAAUGAGGGACCGACAUUGGAAGCAAUUGAUGCGAGGAACAGGGGUGGUUUUCACCAUGGACGAGAACUUCAGUCUUGGUGAUUUGCUCAAUUUGAAGCUUCAUGAGCAUGUGGAUGUGGUGAAUGAGAUUGUCGAUCGUGCCCAGAAAGAGCUUACAAUAGAGAGAGGACUCAAGAAGAUUGAUGAGACAUGGGUUGGCCUCUAUAUAACGUUUGUUCCAUAUGGCGACACGGGGAUGAAGCAUGUCACGAUUGAUGACCAGGUUAUUGAGCAGCUGGAAAGUGAUCAGCUGCAAUUGCAGACUAUGAGUGCAGGAAAGUAUGUCCAAGGUAAUCCAAAGUUCCUUGAGGAGGUUACCAAAUGGCAGAAAAAAUUGGCUGGAGUAGAUCAGGGCAUUCAGACGUGGCUUCAAGUGCAGAAGAAGUGGACAGCACUGGAGGCCAUAUUUAAGGGCUCAGCAGAUAUUCGCGUCCAACUUCCAGACGACAGCAAACGCUUCGAUGGCAUUGAUGCUGAUUGGAAGGACCUUAUGCAGCUGAUUAACUCAGRGCAACUGGACGGGGACGAGGACUUGGAAACCAAGGCACACCCGAUUGACUGUGACAGAUUCUACAUGAGUGAUGCCUCCGAUGGCGAAGCAUGGGACGAUGUUGAUGAGAAGGAGGGGUCAGAUCAGCUCCAUGGGUUAGAGAAGACUAACAACGAUCAUUCAGUCUUGGAUGGGGCUGUCACGAAGGGAGACACUACGUCUCCCUCUCCCCCGACUAGUGGACUUGGGACCGAUGGGGUAUCUCAGGGUGGGGUCACGGACAAGGAUAGCUCCCCCACCUAAACAUUCCUCCUCCAUUUGAGGUAAUCCUAGUCAACCCACUCRUUGAG